AGCGCAGCGGAGUGAACGCUGCUUGGCCCACUGAGGAGUGUUGAGCGGUUAAAUAAGAAAAGUGCCAAGUACCUACCAACAACAGCCAGAGUAGGGAACAAAAUUCCCUUUUAGUGUUCUGCGCCAGCUACUUCAUCGAAGCCAUCGGACCAGAGUGCUGCUCCAACGACUUGCCGUCCUGUUUCCCCUGCGUGUGAUUGUGUGUGCGGAGGCCCUCUGUGUGCGACUGUUUUGGCUGAUAAGCGAAAGACUAAGUCUAACAUAUGGCAAACAUUUUUGGAUGCCAACAUGCGGUGGGCCGGUUAUCAUGGCAAGCAAUGUGCAUCAACAACAAUCACAACAGGUACAACAUCCAUACGCAAUAAGUGAAGAUCGGCAACUGCAUCGUCGACGAGCUACGAAACAGUCCUCAGAAUCAAAGCACCCAAAGCAGUGCCAAAUUUGGCCUGAUCAGUCAUCAAAGCGACCACGCAUAAGAAUUGGAACUGCUUCUGGAUCUUUUCUGCUAUGUCCAGCUCUGAAUGUCCUAAAAGAACCAUCCAAAUUUCUUCCAAUUGGUUUCCUUCUGCUAGUUAUCUUUCUGUCCACUCAUGGAGAUUUUGCUGAAGCGGAGGGCAAUGUUGGCUGCCAGUUUGUUAGGACGCUUUGCAUACCCCACACCGAGGUUUGCUAUGAUGAUAACAUCUUCGGCAAAUGCAUUCCCACCACCGGCGUCGAUGUUGAGGACAUUGAGAAGACACCACUCACUGAGGACCAGUCCCGUCUGUUGGCCACCAUGCUGGAGGAGCUCCAGGGCGCGGGCUUAGGCUGGGACCAUCCGUAUGUACAAUGCCGCAUCCAGGGCUCGCUUUUUUCGCUGCAACGUCAACAGCAGUUGCCUCCGAAUCUGUGUGCCAAUCUGGCGCCAGUUCCCCCAGAAUAUGGGGAUCCGGCCAGUGCAUUGGCCUAUGUCCGUUUCACUCCACCCGAACCGCAAAUCGAGGGCGAAUUGGAUUACUACGAACAGCAGCCGGGUCAAUUGUAUCCCAUAUUGCAUAAGAAGCAGGACACCCAAGACAAUGGCAUCAAUAGCAUCAUCCAUCAGUUGCAACUGCAGGAUAGGCGACGCUUGCGUCACGAUCCUGGUGAGCUAGAGCAUUUCGGCAAGUUGGAUCAAUUGGGUCAUGGGGCGCAAGCAGCUCAACUGGAAACUCCGAGUGUAAUGGAUGUCUUCCUGGACACCGAACGGCAGAGGCUGGAACAACAAGCCCGAUUAGCCGAUCAAGAGCAAGAGCAGCAGAAGCAACAUGAACGUCUCGAACUGUAUCAGAUUCUGGCCGCCUCAGAGCCCGAUCCUCAGCCCUACCAACGUAAAAUGCAAGCCAAUGCCAUGGACACCUUGGAGUCGAUAGUGGAACAGCAAAAGGAGCAGCAGCAACAACAGCAGCAGGAGCAGGAGGAAAAGGCUCCUGUCUAUGUGCCCGAAGAUGUGAACGAGUCCAGUGAACUUUACAUUCCCGAUAACUUUGCACCCUUCAAGCGUGUUCGAGGACGAGGACGAAAUCCGAUUGAAGUCGAAGAGCCACCAAAGCGUUCCUUCUUCCGUGAACUGGCCAGCAGAAAUAAUGCGCCAGAGCCCGAGCCUGAGGCGAUGGUAAAACGACGUCCGCCCUUCUAUGAUCAACAGGAGUUGGCUUUCGAUACGGGUCUGUUGCAUAACUCACUGACUCCACUGCAGGAAGAAGCUAUGCUGGCCUCAAACACCUUUCCCCGGACGGCCAAUGGUCAAAGGUUAUACACUGAAGGCGGCUUGCUAAUGAUGCCCUACAACUCGGACCAGGACUCAGACCUCGAUGGCAUGCAGGCAGAUGAACCAGCAGCAACAAUCAAACAAUCGCUGUUGGCCAAUAUGCUGGGCUUUGCCCGACACGAGCGUCUGGAUGUUAAGAAACCCGGACCACAGUUGGGACCGCCUAAGCCCGCGGCCGCUGAGCUCAACAAUCACCUGGAAACGGACAAGGCACGCAGUAGCAAACAGCAGAACAAGGAGGUCCUGCCCGCGCACAUCAAGGGCAGCAGCAACAACGACGAGGACGAUGCACACAAGAAGAAGAAGGUCAUGCAGGAGCAGCACUCGGCCGAGGAUCAUGCGCCGCACACCGUAGACACUGAAUAUGCACAUGUGUUCGUGAAGAACCCAAUUGACAGUUGGUACGAUGGGCAGCGUAUUAUGAAUGAGUUGGCGCAAAUACUACACAUGCAGGGAUACUUUUCUUAUUUAACCGUUCAACCGCACGAAGUGAGCUUCCGGGUGGACUCAAACAACCCCGAACGCAAAACCGCCGGAGAUGUGGCACGCAUCAUCAACGAGAACCGCGGCGUGAAGAACAACAUUCAGCGACGCGUUGGCUUCUAUGUCCUGCAUGCUGGCGUGGGUGACAAGAUCAAGGAUUUGUCAGAUCCCAGUGUCUCCGCCUCGCACAUAGAGCUGGCCGAACAGGGGCCAGAUGUCACUCACAUUAUGGCAUACAUGUUCGCUGGAGCAGGCGCUGCGGCUGUCAUUGUGAUCUUUGUCACCCUGAUUCUGAUCAAGAGGCACGAUCGCAAGCGCGACAAGCUGGGCGGCCUGCAAUCGGGCAUAGCUGGCACAGAGACCUGCAGCAAGGACUAUCAGGAACUGUGCCGAGCCCGCAUGGCUGGCAAAAGUGGCAGUGGCAGUGGCGGCUCAGGAGCAACUGGAACUGGAGCUGCUGGUGAGCCUGCCCACAGUGGUCGCAUAACAUCGCUGAGCAAGGAGAACGAAGGACGACCACCAUCCUCACGAUCUAGUACUUCAUCGUGGAGCGAGGAGCCGGCAUUGACGAAUAUGGAUAUAUCUACAGGACACAUGGUUUUGUCUUACAUGGAGGAUCACUUGCGAAACAAGGGACGACUGCAAAGGGAAUGGGAGGCCUUGUGCCGCUACGAGGCUGAACCAAGUGCACGGGAGGCUGCCUCACAGCCUCAGUGUGUUAGCCUUAACCGUCCCGGAGCUCCCUUGCCCUACGAUCAUUCGCGUGUGGUCCUCAACCAUUUGGCCAAUGCCGAGGGAUUGGAUUAUGUGAAUGCCUCUACAAUUACUGAUCACGAUCCCCGCGCUCCAGCCUAUGUGGCUGCUCAAGGACCAUUACCAUCGACUUUGGCACACUUUUGGCAAAUGAUUUGGGAACAGGGUGCAGUGGUCAUUGUGGCCCUGUGUCGCCUCCAAGAGAAUGGAGAGGUGGCUUGUGCUCGCUACUGGCCGGAAGAGGGUGCAGAGGUCUAUCACAUCUAUGAGGUUCAUCUCGUUAGUGAACACAUUUGGUGUGAUGAUUACCUCGUACGUUCUUUCUAUUUGAAAAAUCUGCGCACUAGCGAGACCCGCACAGUGACACAAUUCCAUUUCCUGUCCUGGCCUCAAAUGGGCAUACCCACUCAAGCCAAAGCCCUUUUGGACUUUAGACGAAAGGUGAACAAAUCGUAUCGAGGUCGUCGCUCUUGUCCCAUAGUGGUCCAUGGAAGUGCUGGUGCUGGUCGCACUGGUGCCUACAUCUUGUUGGAUUUGGUCUUGGAACGCAUGAACAAGGGUGCCCGUGAAAUUGAUAUAGCCGCCACGCUGGAACACUUGAGAGAUCAACGAGCUGGUGUCGUGGCCACACGACAGCAAUUCGAAUUCGUUCUCAUGGCAGUGGCCGAAGAGGUUCAUGCCAUCUUGAAGGCAUUGCCGGCCAAUUCGUCGGGCGAAAAGCGUGAAUUGGAUAAGGAUCCGGCACUCACAGCGGCAGCCCCUGUGGCCCCUGGCUCCUGCUCCACCAAAGAGCCACUGAAAGAGGACAAGGCCCAGGAGGCAGCCGAAGAGGAGGCACCCACCAGUAGCAUCAAGGCGGCGGCGGAACAACAAAAGACGCCAGCCAAAAAACAGCAGCCGCAGCAGGCAAAGAAGUAAAUCAACGUCCACGUUCGGCGUUAAUUUAGUUUCAUCAUUUAUUUUCUUAAGUUUUGUUUGAUGUUACAAAAUUGUUGCAGCGUUUCGGGGGUCCCUUAUAUAUAUAUAUAUAUAAUAGUUAUAUAGAUAUAUCAAUAUAUUGCCCUUUGUUCCCUUAGUUAUAGAAUUGUGACUCUAAAUUGAUUUAUUAUUUGGUCUAAGCACUUGGAAGGUUCGAAAAAGGCUUGAAUAUGGUUGGCUAGAGAUGGUUUCAAAUUAUAUAAUUUUGCGAUAAGUUCAUCCUUAAGGACACAUUGAAAAUGGGAUGGCAUUUAACCGUUUUUUUGGGGGCUUGGCACACACGCACGCUGCUUUUGGUGUGCACACCAGCCCGUCGCAUCUCAAGUGCGUUUCGAGUGGAUCAAGCUCCGUGCCGGACCCGUCAAUGUGCAACAACAAAAAAAACCAAAAAACAAUUAAAACAAAACCAAAAAAUGAAAU
This is a messenger RNA of Drosophila willistoni, 4423 nucleotides long. RefSeq lists its product as uncharacterized. NCBI's taxonomy places the organism in Eukaryota, Metazoa, Arthropoda, Insecta, Diptera, Drosophilidae. The record is from RefSeq and is a predicted model, not a curated record. Gene Ontology annotation, molecular function: protein tyrosine phosphatase activity. Gene Ontology annotation, biological process: protein dephosphorylation. Bases 281 to 3943 code for a protein of 1220 amino acids. Gene Ontology annotation, cellular component: secretory granule. The transcript is spliced from 11 exons.